GUGGUCUAAGCUCAGCAGUCACAGAAAAUCCAAUAUGGUGUCCGUUUUUCAGCGGUUUACGUCCGAUGCCCGUAUUUUGAAGUAAAAUCGUUAUCCGGCGAACGCGGAGUUAGCGGUAAUUAUGAAAAUUCGAUUGAAACCGUCGCGCCGCAUGUAAAAGUUCUCAUGCCACUGCGCUUCGCGUACGAUCAGUAACUGUAAGAAAGAGAUCAGUGCCUCGAAGACAGUGGUGAGACCCCCUGUCUUUUGGUGUGUUGAAAUUUUGCGAAAUAGAAAAAUACUGAAAAUUCGAAAAUGGAAACUGACAAGGUAGAAGUUUGCGCGGAAGUGAGUGAUCCUGAGGUGGCGGCGAUAAAAAUUAAAGAGACGAAGCAGAACUCGAUAGCGGAUGUCACGACGUUAGAUAUAAAGUCACGUCUUAGUUUGGAGACGACAACCGAGACUCGUAGCGAGCCUCACGUCAACGGGAUAGCUCAAGUAAAUGGUAUCUGCGACUCUCCACAAAGAACUGCCGAUAUCGCCGAUCUUUCCCUACAAUCUGGAACAAUGGGAACUAGUCAUUUAAACCAACACGAACAAGCAGAAACAUUAGCUUUGGAAAGUAAAGACAACGAUAUCCAAUAUGUUAGCUAUACAAGUGAACUGCAAAUGCCUGAUAUUAUGAAAUUAAUACAGAAGGACCUAAGUGAACCAUAUUCUAUUUACACAUAUAGAUAUUUUAUUCAUAAUUGGCCGAAAUUGUGCUUCCUGGCAAUGCAUGGUGAUGAAUGUGUUGGUGCCAUUGUCUGCAAACUGGAUAUCCAUAGGAAGGUAAUAAAACGUGGUUACAUUGCAAUGUUAGCUGUUGAUGUGAAAUAUCGAAAACGGAAGAUUGGCUCGAAUCUUGUAAGGCGAGCUAUCCAGGCGAUGGUGGAGGAUGAUGCGGAUGAAGUAGUCUUGGAGACUGAGAUCACCAACAGACCAGCUCUACGUUUAUACGAAAAUCUUGGAUUCGUACGAGAUAAACGGUUAUUUCGGUAUUACUUAAAUGGUGUGGAUGCAUUACGACUGAAAUUAUGGCUCAGGUGAAAUUCAUCUGCGUGCUUAUGUCAAUAGGUAUUUAAAUAAUUACAAUGUUGUAGAGAUAUAACAUCUAUGCUCUACCAUGUCAGACAGAAAAAGUAUAUGACAUUAAUGUCAAAGAGAUUAUAAAUAUUUC
Molecule: messenger RNA, 1198 nt
Organism: Harpegnathos saltator (Jerdon's jumping ant)
Lineage: Eukaryota; Metazoa; Arthropoda; Insecta; Hymenoptera; Formicidae
Product: N-alpha-acetyltransferase 30
Exons: 3
Coding region: 295-1068 (257 amino acids)
Biological process (GO): N-terminal peptidyl-methionine acetylation
Cellular component (GO): NatC complex
Molecular function (GO): protein-N-terminal amino-acid acetyltransferase activity
Source: RefSeq, a predicted model, not a curated record